Molecule: messenger RNA, 7298 nt
Organism: Sapajus apella (tufted capuchin)
Lineage: Eukaryota; Metazoa; Chordata; Mammalia; Primates; Cebidae
Gene: JRK
Product: Jrk helix-turn-helix protein
Exons: 2
Coding region: 1237-2943 (568 amino acids)
Cellular component (GO): nucleus
Molecular function (GO): DNA binding
Source: RefSeq, a predicted model, not a curated record
GCAGACACACACACAGUAUGCCCGCGCAGACACACACACAAAAUAUGCCCUCGCAGAGGUCGUUUCCUGCUCCCCGCCCCACCGAGUUCCUCAGGGCCUCUCCUCACACAGUACGGGGCUUAGGCCUCCCAUUUCUUGUCUGUCCCUUGGACACAGAAUUCCGUGUUUCAUCCCGUGUUCACGUUGCCUCGGGGGUCAGUGCUUCCUCUGCAGUCGCAAGGGAAGAAAGCACCCCAAUUUCUUUCGGCAUGCCGUGUUAGCCUUUUGCUGAAGACGUUGUUUCAUAAGGAAUAUCUGAAUUUCAUUUUUAAAGGAAGUGUUUAGUCUUGCAAGCGGGACGACACUGUGUUCAGCCCCUCCGUGUCACCCUGCCACACCUGCACGCCAGGCUUGGAGACCGGUCCACAACGAGCCUGUUUCUGGUGCUGAGUCUCCUCCAGGAAGCUUUUCCCAGCGUCCCAGGCCCGAUCAGUCCCUCACAGGCUACUGUGGGAGUCCAUAUCUUCCCCAGUUUUUCUACAGUGGCUUCAUAUUAAAAACCUUGAGGGUGGAUGGUGGCCUUGCCUCCCUCCUAUUCCCCUUGGUGAGGUGCGCAUGGCUCUUGGUGAGGUGCGCAUGGCUCGCUGUGCCGUGCCAGGCCACACACACAUUACAUCGUCACCCUCAGCAAACAAUGCGGGAUCCUUAAGGGCCCAGGCCACAUUUUGCAGACCAGGAAGCCGACUCCGAAAGAGGACAGGACUCACCCUGAGUUGGCGGCUGACAAGCCUGGGCCUCUGAAGUGCUGUGCCUGGAGAGACCAUUGUGGACCCUGGAGAGGCCCCUGCUGUGUAUGCCGUAAAACCUUGACCUCCCCAAACCUGGUCAGCAUUUGAGGGGAGCCGCUGCCACAGUACCCACAGAGAAGGCGGGGGUUCCAGCUGUGCGGAGCAGCAGAGGGACGUCUGACAGGGUCACCUCCCCUGCAGAGAGAACUGGCAGCUGACCGUGCUGCUGGGAGCAAGGGCCUGGGCGUGUAGAGCCUGGAAGGCAAGGGACCCCUGAGGCAGCAGGUACAGCGCGUGAAGUGGGGAACCCGGGAGGGACUGGGGCUGUGCUCAGGACCAGCAGAGCAGGCAGGCAGAGUGGAGAGGGAGAGACUGAGGCCCGGGAGGGGAACAGGAGGAGGGGGAAGGAGCGGCAGCAGUCCAGGCCAGGCGUGUGGCCUGUGAGCGCUGGGACCAGCCACCCCUCCCCAUGGCCUCCAAGCCGGCUGCCGGGAAGAGCAGAGGGGAGAAGCGGAAGAGAGUGGUGCUGACGCUGAAGGAGAAGAUUGACAUCUGCACGCGCCUGGAGAAGGGCGAGAGCCGCAAGGCGCUGAUGCAGGAGUACAACGUGGGCAUGUCCACCCUCUACGACAUCAGGGCCCACAAGGCGCAGCUGCUCCGCUUCUUUGCUAGCUCGGACUCCAACAAGGCGCUGGAGCAGCGGCGCACGCUGCACACGCCCAAGCUGGAGCACCUGGACCGCGUCCUGUACGAGUGGUUCCUGGGGAAGCGAUCCGAGGGCGUUCCCGUGUCAGGCCCCAUGCUCAUCGAGAAGGCCAAGGACUUCUACGAGCAGAUGCAGCUCACCGAGCCCUGCGUCUUCUCUGGAGGGUGGCUUUGGCGUUUUAAGGCCAGACACGGCAUUAAAAAGCUAGAUGCGUCCAGCGAAAAGCAGGCAGCCGACCACCAGGCAGCGGAGCAGUUCUGUGGGUUUUUCAGGAGCUUGGCUGCGGAGCACGGGCUGUCCCCCGAGCAGGUUUACAAUGCUGACGAGACCGGCCUUUUCUGGCGGUGCCUGCCGAAUCCCACUCCGGAAGGCGGGGCCAGGCCCGGCCUCAAGCAGAGCAAGGACCGGCUGACCGUGCUGAUGUGUGCCAAUGCCACAGGCUCCCACCGGCUCAAGCCCUUGGCCAUCGGGAAGUGCAGCAGCCCCAGGGCCUUCAAAGGCAUCCAGCACCUGCCCGCCGCCUAUAAGGCCCAGGGAAAUGCUUGGGUGGACAAGGAGAUUUUUUCCGAUUGGUUCCAUCAUAUCUUCGUGCCGUCGGUGAGAGAGCACUUCCGAAGCAUAGGUUUGCCGGAAGACAGCAAGGCCAUUCUCUUGCUGGACAGCUCCCGGGCUCACCCGCAGGAGGCCGAGCUGGUGUCCAGUAACAUUUUCACCAUCUUUCUGCCUGCCAGUGUGGCCUCACUAGUGCAGCCCAUGGAGCAGGGCAUCCGGAGAGACUUCAUGAGGAACUUCAUUAACCCUCCGACCUCCCUGCAGGGCCCGCACGCCCGCUACACCGUGAACGACGCCAUCUUCAGCGUAGCCUGUGCCUGGAACGCGGUGCCCGGCCACGUCUUCCGGCGGGCCUGGAGGAAGCUGUGGCCAUCGGUUGUGUUUGCCGAAGGCUCCUCAUCUGAGGAGGAGGUGGAGGCAGAUUGCUUCCAGGCGAAGCCCCACAACAAGUCCUUUGCGCACAUCCUGGAGCUGGUGAAGGAGGGCUCCUCCUGCCCCGGACAGCUUCACCAGCGCCAGGCUACCGGCUGGGGUGUAGUGGGGAGGGAGGCAGAAGGGGAACGGCUGCCUGCUCCCACAUCGCCAGCAGAGGCAGUGUGGAGUUCAGAAAAGACUCCAAAAACCAACCAGGAUGGUGGAGGAGACGCCGGUGAGGGUGAGGAGGCCGCCUGGGAGCAGGCAGCCGUGGCCUUUGACGCAGUCCUGUGCUUUGCGGAGCGGCAGUCGUGCUUCAGCGCACAGGAAGUGGGGCAGCUGCGGGCGCUGCGCGCUGUGUUCCAGAGCCAGCAGCAGGUGAGAAGGCAGCAUGGCACCCUCAGGGCUGUGGUCAAGGUCGAAGCCCUCCAGGAGGGCCCUGGCGGCUGUGGGGCCAUGGCUUGCUCUCCCUUGCCCUGCUCAUCCACAGCAGGUAACAACUGAUGGCUUGUCUGCCUGGCCCUGGCCACUGGCCCUGUUUCGCCAUGCACACUGGAGUGGCACGGUCCUGUGCCCCAACUCCAUCCGAGGCAGAAGGGCGUGUGCAGACACUUAAGAGCCCUUCCAGGAGCGGGCGGCCCAUGGGUGUGGCUCAGGUGCUCAGGACGGUCCGGGCCCGAGGUUCCUGUCAAUACAGGUUUUAUUUUAUACUUGCCAUGUCAUCCGGAAGUGAGAAAAUGUUUUGGACGGGUCCACCCUAGCCUAGAACAGGCCAGAGCCUCACCCUGGCGGGAAGGGGCCAGGCUGGGCCGGUCUGGCUUCCUGUUUGCCGGCUGACCAUUGUAGUAUCGGAGGGUGGAGAUGUCUGUCCACUUGGAGAGAAGUUGCCCUCCAGGAGGCCAUAGCCCCUGCCCGCCACCCCUGGACAAGUUGUGUAUGUCCCAAGGCCCACCUCCUGCAUCUCAGAAGGCUCUAUCCGCUGGGCUGGCGGCCAUGCCUUUGCUGGGUGGACCCCGAGCGCUGUGUCUGAGGGCAGAUGGCCAAGAGCUGGGACUCAAUUCUUGGCCUGCUGGUGGCUGAACAGGCCGCAUGUCUCAUUUCAGUCAUGGCCUCAGGCAGCAGAAUGACUCUGGAACGAUCCUCGGUUACGCACAGAUCUGGCCCCAAGAUGUGGGGGGCCCCACGGAGAGUUGACUUGGUGGAGUUCCCUCCCGGGAAGAAAGUAGGAGCGGCUGAGCAGGCCCUGCUCAUCACCCAGAUAGAGGACACGGACCCUGCGUGCUAUUUUGGCAUUUUGGCGCAGAGUCCGAUGUACCAUAUUGCCCAGAAUUUCACUUAUGGCCUUUACAUGAAUCCGUCUUCAUCAGACAUUCAGAGAUUAGUCUUAGGGUUGCACACAAGUCAUUGAAAACCAUGCAACUGGCUGCUUAGAUUCCCAGCAGUAUUUGUGCUGGUAUCCCCAGCUGUUAACCACGUUAGUAAUACUUUUGGGGAGGACUUGUCUGUCCUGGUAGUUUCACAGAGGCGGUUGUGAGAGGAUGUGGUUAUUUUCUCCAUGUCUGUAGGUGCUUUGCAGAAUCUCCAUUUCAGGGGCAACACUCACUGCCUGCAGCAGAGAUUCCAGAAUGCCCUGUGUCCACAGGGAUAAGCCUUGUCUUUGAGAGACCAUGAAAUAAGUGUAUUCUUUUUUUUUUUUUUUUUUUUUUUUGAGGCAGGGUCUCACUGUGUCGACCAGGCUGGAGUGAAGUGGUGUGAUCAUAGCUCAUGGCAGCCUUGAGCUCCCUGGCUUGAGUGUUCCUCCUGCCCCAGCCUCCUGAGUAGCUGGGACUAGGGGCGUGCACCAGCAUGCCUGCCUUUUUAUGUUUUUGUAGAGACGGUCUCACUAUGUUGCCCAUUCUGGUCUUGAACUCUUGGCCUCAAGUGAUCCUCCUGCCUCGGCCUCCCAAAGUGCUAAGAUUACAGACGUGAGCCACAGCACUUGGCCUAAAUAGGUUUUUCCUGCUACAUUAUUUUCAGUGCUUUGCCCUUGAAUUCGCUUCCCUUCUUGAAUUCGUAUCAUUUGGCAAAGUCAGCAUGUAGUUUGCGGUCCAGCGACUGCAGCUGAUUCCACUGACACCUUUGUUCUCAUGAGGAAGAGGACUGGGCUCGCUGCGGUUUUUCGUAUUUUCAUGUCUGCAGACAUGGGCAAAAGUCCUUGCUGACAGAGCCCUGCCUGUGUCCUGGAAGUGUGUGUUUCUUGCUUUGAACGCCUGUGUGAAGUUAUAAAAGCAAGCAGUUUUUAAAGAUCUCGGUGCCAAGUGACAGGCCCAGUGGCUCCCAGCCGAGCCCCAGCUCCCAGCCCCACAUGCUUGCUCCUUUGCCCGUGUGUACCACGUGUGGACUGAGCUCCAGCCUCCACUUCCACACAUGGACCCUCAGACCUUGCACAUUUGUUUCCCUUUCAGGGCAGUGAUGAUGACAUGAAAUGAGGUGGGGUCCUUCCUGUUUAGAGAUGAGACGGGGCAGGGAGGGCAGGUGUGAAAUUGCUGAGGGCAGAGCCAGACCCAGGGCUGCCUGUUGAGUCCAGCAGGGACCUGCUCCUGGUGACCAGCCUCAUGUUCUCCACUGCUCGUUCCCUGCCAUUCACCAGCUGCGUGACCUUGAGCAGUGCCCUCCGGUGUGAACAGAGGUGAAAACACUCCUUUGCCAACCGUUUUAGGACCCAGUCAUGUGUGAGGCCUUGAACCUCAUUUCAGUUCUGUGGUGGUCGUGAGCCUCUGAAUCUGCGUGGCCCCUGCUGGGUCCUGGUCUCAAAGGCAGCAUGAUGGCCUCCCUGCUGCGGCCUUACACCCAGCGGGUAGAUCCUGGAAGGCCCAGUGGCCAUGGCUGGGCCCUCUCUUGGAAAGCCUGAUAGCACAGCCUUCUCCACACCCAGGCUGGCUGGGAAGCGAGAGACCAGGUGCUCGAAGGCCCUCUGUGUCUGCGGGUGGUCCCGUCCCACACAGGCCAGGAUCGUUGGGCCUCCCUAGCAGCCAAAGGAACUGAGGUCCAGACCAUGGAGUGUGUUGCCCAGUGUCAGAACCUGGUCUGCUCUUGGGUCAGGCUUCCUGCACUGAUCCCAAGUCACCCCGAGCCAAGGUAUGUCCCUGGGCCCAUUUCCUCUCUCGAGAUCUUGGGCUUCCUAUUUCACAUGUGUGUGCAAGGAAGACCUGUCCUCUAGGCCAUGAGGCUUGGUGGGAGGAGCUGCCAGGCUGGAGCCAGGACUUGGCACCUGGCCAGCCUCUGUUUCAUUGCAUCUUGAUGGGCUGUCAGUUCUGUAGAGAAGAAAUGUACUAGGAAUCCUGUUCUUUCUCCCGCAUUCUCACUGGCAGAGGGAAGUGGCUACACCCCCACAGCGUGGACAUUCUGACGCUCCUCCACAAAGCAGCAAAGUUCUGUUGUUUCAGGAAACUGCUCCUUGAGGAUGUGGUAGUGACCUCACCAGAGGAGUUGGCAAGUCCUAAGUCCUGCCCAGAGGCUUCUACAGAGACAUAAUGUUGGAGAACUUCUGCCACAGGGCAGUGUGGGUAAGACCCCUCUGUCCCCACCAGUGUGGCUGCUCUCUCCAUGACCAUGGUGUUCAGGACUGCAUGUUUGUGUCCCCCCCAAAGUUUAUGUGUUGAAACCUUGACCCCCAACAGGGUGUUGGAGGUGGGGCCUUUGGAAGGUGAUUACGCUCAGCUGAGGUCAUGAGGGGAAUCCCCCCCAAUGAGAUUAAGUCCUUAUAAGAAAGGAAGGAACUAGAACGAGCUCACUUUCUGCUGUGUGAGAACACAAGAAAACAGCCAUCUUCAAGCCGGGCUUGGUAGCUCAUGCCUGUAAUCCCAGCACUUUGGGAGGCCAAGGCAUUAGGAUUGCUUGAGCCAAGAGUUUGAGACCAGCCUAAGCAACAUGAUAAGACCUUAUCACUUUAAAAAAAAAAUAGAAAACUACCAUCUGCAAAUCAGAGAGAGCCUUUAGCAGACACCAGACUGCCAGUGCCUUUGAUACUGGACCUCCAGCCCCCAGACCUGUAAGAAAUUAGUUUCUGUUGUUUAAGCCACCUAGCCUGUGGUAUUUCAUUAUAGCAGUCCACAUUGAGACAGGCAGUCAGGGGAGAGCAGAGGCUCCAGCCUGCUUCUGGUCUAGGCAGUUCUGCCAUUGCCCCCCACUCCCCAGUGCCAUUCAUGGGCCAGGCCCCUGGAGGACUUGGCAUGAGUAAAGCAUGCCUCUGUCAUUAAGGUUCACCUGGUCUAAAAGUGGAAGCAAACCCACACCGCCCAGCUUGACCCAGACAGAGGCAAUAAAUACAGAGCACUUCAUGGCCAGGGCCUGGAUCCUGGGGGAGUCCCACCCUACCCUAACCAGUGCCAGUAACAGAGGGACCCUGGAGUUGUGUACACAAGAUAGCAGCCUAGUUCUUGCCCACAUACUAGCCAAGAAGGGAAAUCAGGGCCGGUGAAUCAGCUCGACUGUCUGGCAGAGCCAGGCUCCUGCCAUGAUCUAGUUUGAACAUUUGUCCUUUCUAAUCUUGUAUGGAAAUUUGAUCCCCAGUGUUGAAGGUGGGGCCUGGUGGGAGAUGUUUCUGUUACUGGGGUGGAUCCUUCCUUUAUGAAUAGCUUGGUCACAUCUUUGUGGUAACAAGUGAGUUCUCACUUGAUUAGUUUCUAUGUGAACUGUUUGUUAAAAAGAGCCUGGUACCUCCCUCCCUUCUUCCUCCUCCUCUUACAAUGUUAUGCUGCUCCCUUUGCCUUCCAUCAUGAGUGGAAGCUCCCUGAAGCCCUCACCAGAAGCAAAUGCUGGCACCAUGCUUCUACAGCCUGCAGAACUGUGAGCCAAAUAAACCUCUUUCUUUAUAGAUU